Messenger RNA from Symbiodinium natans, 2259 nucleotides. NCBI's taxonomy places the organism in Eukaryota, Dinophyceae, Suessiales, Symbiodiniaceae. The record is from the annotation of a GenBank genome assembly.
AUGUCCUCGCGAGCGUGCGGCGAAUGCAUCAGCAUCCACGUCGGCCAAGCUGGCUGCCAGAUUGGCUCUGAGACGUGGCGCCUUCUUUGCCAAGAGCACGGUAUUCUGCCGGACGGCACGCGCAACGCAGAAAGAGCAUCUGGAGCUGAAAUCGACUUAGCUCCUGACACGUGCUUCUCCGAGUCUUUUGCUGGCCUCCACCAGCCCCGCGCGAUCUUCGUCGACACAGACCCCACAACGCGCUCUGAGCUUCUCUCCCAGCAUCCGCAACUCUUCCUGCCGCAGUCUCUUCUGGGGUAUAAGCAUGACUGCAAGAACAACUUCUUCUGCGGCAGGGAGGCGGCAACGGAAGGGAAGGUGACCGAGGACGUCCUGGAUCAGGUACGGUUGGCGUUGGACCGGUGCUCCUACCCGCAAGGCUUCAUCGUCACCCAAGCCUUCGGUGGAGGUACCGGCGCAGGGAUCGGAACCCACCUCCUGCAGAGCCUUCGUGAUGCCUUCGACAAGAAGGUGAUCUGCCACCCCGUGGUGUACCCUUCGAUGUUUCCCUCGAGCAUGGUGGAGCCAUACAACUGCGUUCUUGCAAGUUUUUUCCUGGGAGAAUCCACAGAUGUGUCUCUGAUUCUGGACAACCAGGCCAUUUACGACAUUUGCGAGACGAAAGAGGAUGUCUCUUCUCUUGACCUCAAGAACGUGAACAAGUUAAUCGCGCAGUGUAUCUCCAUGUGCACGGCCCCUGUGAGAUUCCCAUCUCAACUGCACUUGAGCAUGGCCGAAAUGGCUGUGCACCUUGCACCCACGCCAAAGCUGCGAUACCAGGUGGCCUCGCUGGCCCCCAUCCGGCACCCUCACGCGUGUGCCGUGGCCGAAACAGUCCGUGAGCUGCUCCACCCCAAGAGCCUCCUUUGCUCCCUCACGCACCUGCAGACGAACCGCUAUGUCUCCGCGGUGUUCCUCCUGCGCGGGAAGGGUGCGAAGCGCACGGAGCACGAGCGCGGCACACAGCCAGAGGAAAAGAUCGUGAAGGCUGAAGAUGUGGCCCAGUCGCUGCAGAGGUUAGUGGACCAGGGCCCAUCUUCACCCUUGAAGUUCGCGCCGGGUGUUUCCCCGGGCUACAAAGCUGACGUGGUCGGGGUGCCAAUGUGCCGAGCUGCCGAUGAUGCCUUGGCUCAGAGCCCCAUCUUUGGGAUGAUGAUGGGUAACACCACCGCAGUGAGAGAGCUCCUGGUCCAGCAGUUCCAGAAGUUCUUGCAGCUUUUCUUCCGCCGUGCUUAUGUGUGGAAGUUUCUUGAAGCGAACGGGGACAUGGACGACUUUUACGAGGCAAAAGAUGCCAUGGAGGCUCAAAUCAACCACUAUGAGGAGCUGCUCCUGGGCUUUGUGGAGGAAGAGAACAAGCAGCUCGAGAUGCCACGGCUUGACCGCUGUCCUCUAGGCACCUUGGACCACACUCCACUGCUUGAACGAGGGCCCGACGCCCUCGCGGACGCCUCGAAGCUCUGCCGAUCUAAGCACGACCUCUUCGAGAGCUAUGACGACUCCGAGCUAACCUGUCUUCCAACGCAGCUAUCACCACAGACGCUUGUCGGGAAAGCCGGCAACGGCGUUGGGAAUGCGUUCUGGCAAAAGCUUCGGCAGGAGCACAAGCUGGAUCGGGAUGCAGAGGGCCGCCGUGAUCCAUCUGGAUAUGUUGACGUCUUCUUCGAUGAGGUUGCUUCGGGCAAAGCCGCGGCAGAGUACGUUCCCCGAGCAGUCCUUGUCGACACGAACAUGACGGACCUGACCGCUGCGACACAGGACCCAGCUCUGGGCGAUCUCCUCAGGCGCAGACCCGAGAAUGUCGUUGGCAGGGAGGCAUGCUCCGGCAACAGCUACGCGCAGGUGGUUGCGGAAUGCUCCGACUUGGCGAGCCAGUGUGUCGAGGCGGUCCGCAAGGAGGUGGAGAAGUGCAACUGCAUUCAAGGAGUGCAGUUCUGCAACGCUGUUUCUGGCGGCACCGGAUCAGGGCUCUCAUACCUUGUGAGCGUUGCUCUGAGGGACUACCUGGACAAGAGAAGCAGCUGUGUCAACCAAUCCUUUGUAUUGGUCCCAGCCCCUGGAAUGGUGGACGUGGUCAUCGAGCCCUACAAUGCGUGUUUGGCCCUUCAGGGCCAGCUGGAGUACCUGGACCAGGUUUUUCUGGCCGACAAUAGGGCGCUCAGCGGCGUCGAAUUUACGAGAGAGCCUUCGGUGAGGAGCCCAGGGCAGUGUCAGACCUGA